Messenger RNA from Fusarium verticillioides 7600, 1584 nucleotides. RefSeq lists its product as hypothetical. Gene Ontology annotation, molecular function: palmitoyl-(protein) hydrolase activity; carboxylic ester hydrolase activity. Bases 1 to 1584 code for a protein of 527 amino acids. Gene Ontology annotation, biological process: protein depalmitoylation. NCBI's taxonomy places the organism in Eukaryota, Fungi, Ascomycota, Sordariomycetes, Hypocreales, Nectriaceae. The transcript is spliced from 3 exons. The record is from RefSeq and is a predicted model, not a curated record. Gene Ontology annotation, cellular component: cytoplasm.
AUGAAAGACAGGGUGGUAGAAGGCAAGCGUUUAACACUGCUUCAACAAACACCUUUCCAUCAACUUCAAAAUCCAGCGCUAGAACAUCGAAUUGCCCUUCUAUCAACCAUCAUAACUAGAGCCAAACGGCGAAAACAACCAUCUCCUCCGCCUCCGCCUCCUCUGCCUCCCAUUCCUCAGAAUCCGCCCAAAACAACCCCGACCAGGUCUGAGCCGAAAGAAUCGUCGGAUAAAGGAGAACCUGCUUCUUCAGACAGUGCCUUAUAUGCUAAUUUAAAUCCGAAACCUCCUGAUCCGUGCCCAUAUCACUACAAGCCCGUCUAUUACUUCUUCUACGAUAGUCUCAGGCAGCCGGCCGUGCUCCAAGCGGUCCUUGAAUCCUCUGAGCCCCCCAAACUACGAAAUGCCAAAGUCCGUGGAUACUCGCUUGCGCCACGCGGUCGUUUCACGUCACUUGUCGAAGGUCAACCUGGGUCCGGGGUCCUGGGUAGGGCGGUACAAGUGCAAUCUGCUGAAGAGGAAUACAAGCUCGGCUGGUACCAAACCAGCGCUUAUGUUCUUACACCAUGUUUGAUCGAGUUUAUAGACAGAGAAGAGCCGAAAGAACUUGCGGGAUUGGUAUUCACAGAUGCUGGUGAUCAACGGGCCUGGAGGACUAUGCGAUUUGAUUACAAGGCUUGGAAGUCUCAGAUAGGAACUCGACUCCCACGAAAUUGGCAGAGAAGCACACUGGAGCCGAGUUCGUACUGUUCUUGCAUUCAUUGUUCGAGGUGGAUUCGCAGCAAAACACCGUACAACAGGAAGCUUCUCACAACGAAAAUGCCUCCUCGAAUCCCCACUGAAGACGACUUCUCCCCUCUAUCAAGCACCCUCCCUCACACUCUUCACUUCCCCUCACCACCAGAAUCAACCACCACAUUCCUCAUUCUCUUCCACGGUCUAGGCGACCACGAUGUUCCUUUCGCCUCUUUCGCCAAGAACCUCAAUCUUGCCGGUGUUCUCGCUAUUUCAGUGCGCGGUACAUCUGUUCUGCCAGCUGCGCUUCUCGGUGGUGAUAGGCCGGGAUAUCAUUGGGGUGAUGAUCUCACUGUUGAUCCCAGCACGGGAGACAUUGCGGAUGAUUCUGGUUUCGAGAAGGCUCGGAAUCUGAUCAUGGAUAAGUUAAUCGGGGAAACCCUUAUCGAGAAGUGCGGGUGGGAGAUGAGAGAUAUCAUUUUCUUUGGGUUUGGGCAGGGUGGCUCACUCGCUCUUGGUCUCGCCGCCUCUCUGAACAAGACCCCUCGAGUCACUGAUGUUUUCGACGGUGAGAGCACUUCGCCAGGUAACAAGAAAUUCAAGGGUGCUAUAUCUCUCGGUGGACCUUUGCCGCAAUCUAUGGUGUCUACAGUCACGAAUCGCAGCAAGAGCAGCACAAGCGUGUUGGUAUGUCAACUUGACGACGACGCUGUCGAUGCUGUGAAGCGAGAGUUCGACGAUGUCAAGGUCGUCCAGUGGAAGAGACGUGAGGUGAGCAUGCCAAUGAACAGAGAUGAGGUGUUGCCUUUGAUGCAGUUCUUUGCAGAUAAGCUCAAGAAUGAAUGGUAG